UGAGUUUUAAGCCAACUUUUUCACUCUCUACUUUCACUUUCAUCAAGAGGCUCUUUAGUUCUUUGCUUUCUGCCAUAAGGGUGGUGUCAUCUGCAUAUCUGAGGUUAUUGAUAGCUCUCCUGGCAUGUCUUCUAUUAAUUCAUGCAUUUAAAACAUUUGCAAAUAUAUAAACAAUGCUAUGGUUUUUGUGAUUUUUUCUUUUGGAAGAUAUAAGUAUUUUUUCAUAAAAAUGUCAUAUAUGUUAACAUAUAUUGGGUUUACCUUUUUAAUGAAUUAAUAUCAAGAUUUAUUUAGUUUUCAUCUCUAAUAUGGACUAUUGAGUGAUAAUAAUUCAUAAACAAAAGUUCUGUGGUGCUCAAUUUUUACAAGUGAAAAAGAGUCCUGUGACCAAAACUUUUGACAGUUAUAGCCCUAAGGUUAAAGAAAUUCUAGACCAGCAGCCAUUGUGACAUCAGCUUCAGGUCAGCCUAUGAAGGAUUUCACACAAUUGCUCAGUAUUUCACAGAGCUCUCCAGCUGAACUGCCCUAUAAGAAGCUAACCAUCGAAGAGGGCCUGCUAUUGUCCUUGAUGUUCUCCAUAGGACAUUCAACAAUGUCACCGGGAAAGAUACCCAACAAAGAGUAAGAGAAAAACCAUUUCAUUCUUCAAUUUCUUUGCUUCUUUCUUUGAUUUUGGUCAGGUUUCCCAACACUUUGUCUCUUGUUUCAUUAUGCAAGAUGUACAAACUUCAAGCCAAAAGGGUAAAAGCUGCUGCUGGGCAGAUGUGGAAUUCAAAUUUCUCCAAGAUCAGACAAUCUCUUAAAAAUGCUUACCACAAAUGUAAGAAUCAGUAUCCGAAUUCAACCAGAUGUCCAACUAUGACUUCCCAUGAUUGUGAUCAAGAGGACCUUAAUGCUGAUGAAGAAAUUAAUCUUCUAGUAAUGCUCCAAGAUAUUAAAACCACCCAGCUUGAACUCCUCAGCCAAAUGACUGGCAUGAUCUGUGCAUUAUCAAAAAUCCAGGAAAAGACUGAUUUCUUUCAGAAGCAGAUGCAAGUCCUGGAAACCAAAAUGAAUGUUAAUGAAAAUAAACAGUGUGCAACAGCUGAAGAUAUCUUCUCUGUGAAGGAAGACGUUGAUGCUUUAAAGAAGAAGGUGACAGAGCUGGGAAACCAGAAUUCUUGCUCCAAUGUACAUUGUUUAGAGGUCCUGGAUGGGGAAAAGGGUAAAGAGAUCCUAGAACUUCUUCACAAAGUCACACAAUCAGAAACUCUGAAGAACACACUGACCUCUAUAGAUUCUGAAGUCUCUUCAGCAGAACCAGAGAAAGUACUCAGUUAUCCUAAGUCCACUGAUCAUCUUGAGGAAAAAACAGUAUCUCCCCAGAUCAAAGCUCUGAAGAAAAGUAACUAUCAAAAUGCAUUAAGAAGCUUCCAAAAAGCAAAGUCAAAUAUUUAUAUUUACCCGGACUUUAAUACAUGGAUCAAGCUAACUUUUGUCCAUGGAGGAAAGUGGAGAUUUUUCCUCAGCGCAACCAAGUUAGAGGAAUUCAUCCAGUGGCUUCUUUCCAGGCCAACCCUCCCUCCUGAGGAACCACAAGUCAUAACCCAGAAGUAUUGUCUUUUCACUGGGCCUAUCACAAACUUGACCACCAUCUGUGUCUCUGUUUUCAACUACAUUUAUUGUCUUUUUGGUUCCUCAAAAGAGGAAGUAACUCGACUAUAGAGUAAUUUUCUGCUUUGCUUGGUACAAAAUAAAUGUAACCUGGCCAUGCCAAGCAUUCACAUGUCUUUGUGGUUGCUGUGAACUCCUUGGUAGUUAAGUUAGCUCACUGCGGGUUGGCUGCCCGCAAAGUUUCUUUAUGUCUACAGUAAGUUGAGGCAUAUCAUCCCAUUAGACAAUUGUGGUGCAUUUUCUGCCAAGUUUCUUAUUUUCCCAAAAGCAAUUCAUGAGGACUCCUCCAGUGCCCAUUUCAUAGA
Molecule: messenger RNA, 1958 nt
Organism: Bubalus bubalis (water buffalo)
Lineage: Eukaryota; Metazoa; Chordata; Mammalia; Artiodactyla; Bovidae
Gene: CCDC54
Product: coiled-coil domain containing 54
Exons: 1
Coding region: 718-1704 (328 amino acids)
Source: RefSeq, a predicted model, not a curated record